Molecule: messenger RNA, 2556 nt
Organism: Olea europaea var. sylvestris
Lineage: Eukaryota; Viridiplantae; Streptophyta; Magnoliopsida; Lamiales; Oleaceae
Product: MACPF domain-containing protein At4g24290-like
Exons: 7
Coding region: 406-2244 (612 amino acids)
Biological process (GO): plant-type hypersensitive response; regulation of salicylic acid mediated signaling pathway
Cellular component (GO): plasma membrane
Source: RefSeq, a predicted model, not a curated record
UCAUUUGUACAAACACCGGGAAGUUAGCGGCGGCAGCACUAUAACUUUUUGACCGAUCUACCAUCUCUUUCCUUCCAUACAAUCCCACUACAUAUUUGAAAACCAACCACAUUUUCCAGGCCAAAAACAAUGGAACGAAACAUCGACUUUUUCUAUUUUGACUAGUUCAAUUUACCUUCUCCAAGUUUAAUCCCAAAACCCUCCUUAAAAACUCAUUCACCCGAACACCCUGUUGAUUUUUUUACCUAACUUUCUGGUUCUUGCUAUAGUUGUGCUUCUACUUGUCAUAAUUUGAUGAAUUCGGCCAUCUUCAUUGACCUUGUGGCUGGAAAACGAAUAAAGGAGCAGGACUAAAAAAUAACCUGUUAAACGCAGAAGAUUUAUUUAUUUUUGUUUGUUUAAUUGAUGGCGAAGAAUAGUAGUGUCAGUAAGAAAGAGACGGCUUUGAGGUUAAGGGCGGGGGCAGAAGAGGCGGUGCAUUGUAUUGGAUUGGGCUAUGAUUUAACUCUGGACCUGCGGUUGAAGUACUGUAAGAAGCAAAUUACGAGAGAGGGCUCCAGGCUGAUCGCGAUUGACGAUGAUCAGGUGCGGGAUAUUGCGAUUCCUGGAGGUAUUUUGGUCCAGAAUGUACCCAAGUCCAUCAAUUGCGACAAAGGCGAGCGCAUGCGGUUCAGCUCUGACGUUCUAUCUUUCCAGCAGAUGUCGGAACAGUUCAACCAGGAAUUAUCACUUUCAGGUAAAAUCCCAACAGGCCACUUCAAUGCAGCUUUUGAGUUUACGGGUUCCUGGCAGAAAGAUGCUGCCUUCACAAAAUCAGUUGCUUUUGAUGGAGUCUCUAUCACCCUCUACAGUAUUGCAUUAGAGAAGUCCCAGGUAGCUCUGGCUGAUCACGUCAAACAAGCAGUCCCAUCGUCAUGGGAUCCAGCUGCAUUGUCAAGGUUUAUUGAGACAUAUGGUACCCAUGUCAUCGUUGGUGUCAAGAUGGGGGGAAAGGAUGUUGUAUAUGUAAAGCAGCAAUAUUCGUCAUUGCUUCUGCCCACCGAUGUGCAGAAAAGAUUAAAGGAUGUUGCAGACAAGAGGUUCAGCAAUGCAAGUGGACAUUCUGGGAUGCAGCCUGAGAAAGCUUACCGUGGGGAAAGGCAUGAGAGUAAUGAACAAGGACUGACCUUUGAUUCCAGUACACCAAGUUUUCACUCUAACCAAGAGGAUAUCACAUUCUUCUGGAGGAGGAGAGGUGGAAGCAGCAGUAAGAAUAUGCCUCAUGACAAGUGGUGCCAAACAGUUCAGCUUGAGCCUGAAGUGAUUUCAAUGUCCUUCAUUCCAAUUUCAUCACUUUUGAGUGGAAUUGAUGGGAGUGGAUUCUUGGGCCAUGCCAUCAACCUGUACCUACGUUAUAAACCACCAAUCGAAGAACUUCACCAAUUUUUGGAAUUUCAACUUCCAAGACAAUGGGCACCAGUAUUUGGCGACCUUCCCCUUGGUCCAGAUAAAAAGCAGCAAAAUGUUGCAUCUUUGCAGUUCAGUUUUAUGGGUCCCAAGCUUUAUGUUAAUGCUAAUGAGGUUGAGGUGGGGAAUAUGCCGGUAACUGGGAUGAGGCUCUAUUUGGAAGGAAAGAGAAGUAAUUGCUUAGCAAUCCAUUUGCAGCACCUUUCCUCUGUGCCAAAAAGCUUUCAACCUCAUUAUGAAUCUGGUCAAAACUACAGUAACUCCUAUGACCGUAGAUAUUACGAGAAGGUUCAAGGAAAGAGCUUUUCUCAUGUAUGCACUGCCCCAGUCGAGUCUGAUGAUGAUCUCUCUAUAGUUACUGGAGCAAGAUUUGAAGUUGGGGAAUCUGGCAUGAAAAGUGUUCUGUUUCUACGCCUUCAUUUCGCCAGAGUUGCUGGUUCAACAGUUGUGAAGAAACCAGUGUGGGAUGGUUUCCCGGCCCUUGUCCAAAAGUCAGGAAUUCUUUCCACUUUAAUUAGCACUAAGUUCUCCACUGGACAUAAACCUCCUCCAAAGCCAGCUGAUGUUAACAUCAACUCUGCUCUAUAUCCAGAAGGUCCUCCAACUCCUGCUCCAACUCGUAAGCUCUUGAGGUUUGUUGACACGACGGAGAUGACAAGAGGACCACAAGACCCACCCGGUUAUUGGGUAGUAUCCGGGGCUAGGCUUAUGGUCGACAGGGGUAAAAUAUCUCUUCGCGUCAAGUACUCUCUCCUAGCCGUGAUUUUGCAAGAUGAUGAGGCAUUAUUGCCUGGGUAACAGCGGAUCUACUCGCAGAAAAGUUAAGAAUAAUGAGGAGGAACCUAAGCCUGAGCCGGAGAAAUUCGUAUUUUUCUAUUUCAUGUGCAAGUUGUUAAAGCCCUCCAAAGAUUAGCGUUUGAUUUGAAAUGAGAAUUUGGAUACAUUUUUUUUCGUCAUUUGCUAUCUUCUCCCUGAGUCGUGUGAUAAUGUAGAUACAGAUUUCUCGUAUGUAAUUAUUGCUGUAAUAUUUAGGAAUAUAUAAAUACAUGCUUACCCUUAAAAAUGUAUUUUUGUAGAAUGGAUUUUGUGAAAAGUGAUAUUUUCGGAGAA